Diaporthe citri is the source of this 1014-nucleotide messenger RNA. RefSeq lists its product as uncharacterized. Bases 1 to 1014 code for a protein of 337 amino acids. Lineage: Eukaryota; Fungi; Ascomycota; Sordariomycetes; Diaporthales; Diaporthaceae. The transcript has 2 exons. The record is from RefSeq and is a predicted model, not a curated record.
AUGCGUCUCACACAGAAGGAGCCUCCUCUUUCUGGAGGCAAAUUCGGUGAACGAGGCCACAAUACACCACACCCUUCCAUUGCUACUCAAGCCAGGACCACAAUUCUACCCGAUGGACAGUCUUCUUUCGCCACUGACUAUAUGCACAGGGAGGAGGAGAGGCAUCCCGGGCGUCGUGAGCCAAGCUUCCACGGCCUACACAACCUACACAAGUCCGUCUUCGAGCGCACUUUGAGGCCACCUGAGCCAUGCGAGGAGGAACACAAGCGGCGGAAGACGCUCUGGGAGCUCGGCACACAGGCGGUGCGAGAGGCGUUGGAGGACAUCCCAGCCGGCAGUCACGUCAACAUUUGUGCCAACAGUGGACCGCACGACCCGAAGUUUGAGGACCUGCCCCCGUGGGCAACAGUCCCUGGCGCCAGUGUGGGCCUAAUGAUGGUGGCCGGGUUCCGGGACGAGCAGGCCACCGGCAUCCACCCGGGCUGGCGACAGGUCGCACAUCCUAUCAGGGCCGACGAGGGCCGGCUUCUCGCUGGCCUCCGCCUGCUGGCUACAGUCACAGGCCGUCGGGAUCUCACGUUCACCGUGACCAACAUCACCCAUGCGACAGUGCCCCUCAGAUGGAUGAACUUCGUCAGAGAACACAAGCUCUUGUCACACGGUUCGGUGACGGACUCUUGGAAGCCCACUAACCUCGGGUGCUGGUUCCACCAUGGGGGCUUGUUUCAGUCCGAGUACGAAGUCUUCCGGGGCAGCUUCGCGUGGGAUGGCGGCCUCUACGGCUGGGACGAGGCUGUACUGUACACGCGGGGACCCGUCGCCGUUGUAGAUGAUGUGAGGCCUGAGCGCCGCUUCGACUCAUGGAGCCCAGACGCCGUGCUCGUCGGCAUUACUUGGCUCCAGGUGGUUGAUGGUAAGCUAUCUGGCGGGUGCAAGGAGGAGACCUCGCGUGCGGAUGUGAUAGAUUGGGAUACGAAGGGAAUCCCUGGUGGCCCACUGAACUAUAAAAUCUAA